AUGGGCGCUCUACCAUCGGCACCUCCCUCCUCGGAGGACACUCGCCUGCGCAUCGCGCGCUCGUCGAUCUCCCUGCUCAGGGGUUUCGACAAGGCCAACUCUGACCAUGGUCGGGGUUUCAAACUCAACGGCAACAUUGAGCUGUCGCGCGCGGCGAAAGCCGCUUAUAAGGACUUUGUCUUCCAGCGCGAGCAGUUGCAGUUGCAGGUGACCCGGUUUGGCCUGGCACCCCGCCCAGGGUGCGAUACCGUAAGACGGCUGAUUUCCUGUCGCUACUGCCACGACAUGCUACAGGAAUUCUUCUGUAUAGUACCAGGAGCUUUACAUGGCGAAGGAAGCCGCAGUAGAGCCCCGGUUGUUAUCGUACGACACGGGGUACACAAUGUGGGCAGUGGCGGUCAACCGCCAUUACCGGAUCAUGACAUGACCAACAUUAUCCGCGCCGACCCUAUUACGGGCGGUGUUCUCGCCCAUGGGUAG
Messenger RNA from Ustilaginoidea virens, 480 nucleotides. RefSeq lists its product as uncharacterized. The transcript has 3 exons. The record is from RefSeq and is a predicted model, not a curated record. Bases 1 to 480 code for a protein of 159 amino acids. NCBI's taxonomy places the organism in Eukaryota, Fungi, Ascomycota, Sordariomycetes, Hypocreales, Clavicipitaceae.